GCUCGGUAGUCUGUGAUAAAUAUUUAAAUAUAUUAUUAUUUUGACAUCUAUUUGUUUUGCUAAUUUUUAUUCCAACUGAAAUAAAUUAAAAAAUGACUAGUGAAUCGGAGAAACUUCAUUGUUUUAAGGUAGAAAAUAAGUUUAUUGUUAAAAGUGGCUGUAAAAAGCGUAUGUGGAGAUCAUUAAAACAAAUAUUAGCAGCUGAUAGAGCUUUACCAUGGCCCAAUGAUGCUGUUUUAUAUUAUUCAAUAAAUGCACCACCUUCGUUUAAGCCUACAAAGAAAUAUUCAGACAUAUCUGGGCUACCAGCACCUUAUGUUGACCGCCACUCAAAGCUAUAUUAUAGUAAUGCAGAUGAAUUUGCUACAGUGAGAAGUCUACCCAUGGAUAUAACAGCAGGAUAUCUACAAUUAAGAGGAGCUACAACUAUUGUUGGAUAGUAAUCAUUGUAAACCAAUUAAAUAAUUCUUAAGAAAAUCUUAUAACAUAGAAUGUAAUGUUACUACUUCAUGAAAGAUAAAUAUUCUGUACCAAUUCUUUUGUCCCCAAAUAUCUAAAGUUAACUGAAUUGACACCAUUUAUUUUUGAGAUUAAGAGAUUAUGUUUAGAAAUCUCUAAAACAAAUAAAGUUUUCUACAGGCAACAAUGUUAUUAUUGGACCUGCCAAUUCAGUAGAAAUUAAUUAAAUUAAAUAUUCAUUGUAAGUAAAAUGUAUUACAGUCUGAAAUAUUUUGCAUUUUUGUGUUGCAUAAUGAUGACAACAAUAUUAGAGGAAUUUAAUUACCUACCUAUUAAGAAGUUUUAAUAUUCAAAAUGUUUUCUUUGCAAGUAACUGUGAAAUAAUGAUUUGUUAAUAAGAACUUUUGAAUGUCAAGUCAGUCUGUAGUGACUCUACCACCGGUUUUGAAAGGCACAUUCUACCAAGAAGAAACCGCAAGAAACUGCAGAUUGAUGUUUAUGAAAAGAGACAAGUUUCAUAUAUAUUAUAUUAAUAUGUUUGACGGCUGUGUGGCGUAGUGGGCA
Messenger RNA from Pararge aegeria (speckled wood butterfly), 1023 nucleotides. Its product is annotated as INO80 complex subunit C. The coding region runs from base 93 to 440 and encodes 115 amino acids. Lineage: Eukaryota; Metazoa; Arthropoda; Insecta; Lepidoptera; Nymphalidae. Gene Ontology annotation, cellular component: Ino80 complex. Gene Ontology annotation, biological process: chromatin remodeling. The transcript is spliced from 2 exons. The record is from RefSeq and is a predicted model, not a curated record.